CUUCUUUCAUCUCUCCUCCCUCCUCACCCCUCCCUCCUUCCCUCUCUCUUUCUCUCUCUUUCUCUCUCUUCCUCUCUCGUUCUCUCCACCUCGGCACAGAUGUCCGCCAUCAGCGCGGCGCGCUCCCCCUCAUACCAUUCUCACAACGGACGCCUCUCCCCUACUCCCCCCGCGAGACCAUCCUCCACCACCCCCAAUGCUCCCUUGCUCUACUCUCCAUCUCGCCAGAGCUCGACCUCCAUAACCGCACCAUACCAAGCUCCUCCCGCUGUUCAUCCUGGGUGCGUCCUCUGCGGCCUCGUGUCAUGCGCCGCUUCCCAAGCCAUGGCCGGAGGGGGCUCCUUCGCUCCUUCAGCUCCUUCCUCCCCACGCGAUGGCUUCGCGCCGCUCGCCCCGAUCGCCCUUCCCAUUCCAGUGCGCUCCGCCACCCCAGACCUACAGAGAGCUGGACCUUCCUCACAGCCAUUUGGUGCCCGUCCCGCCUCCCCCUCUCCUCAUCCCUCGACCUCCCCCCGCCUCGUUCCACGCCAACCACCACCCGAGAUCAUCAUUGGGAAUCACCGCAUCAUUUACCGUGACGACGACAUCACCGUCUACCCCGCCGAAGGGAAGGAGGCCCUAUGCGCUGACGGGCGUCAUCUGAUCAUUGUACUCAACCGCCACCUCUUGAGCGUCUACGAUCUUGUACGUACCCGAGCGUAAGCUGUGCUGAUUGAGACAGGGACCGGCAGACAUUCCCCUUCUCUCAAAAAUCAUUGUGACAGUGCAGAGUCUCCUGCUCGAGCGCGCUGCUUACUCGUCUGCGGAUGCAGAGCGCGGCUUCACCGCCAAGGAUAUUCGUAUCGGCUUCGUCAAUGGCAUGCCAGCAGAUCCCGCUUUGCCCUAUCCCCACCUUCACGCGCACGCCUUCCUCGGUCCCUUCGACCGCAAGCUGCCUGGCAGCACGAUGUGGCGUCGCACUGU
Molecule: messenger RNA, 963 nt
Organism: Cutaneotrichosporon oleaginosum
Lineage: Eukaryota; Fungi; Basidiomycota; Tremellomycetes; Trichosporonales; Trichosporonaceae
Source: RefSeq, a predicted model, not a curated record